GUUAUUUCUAAAAAAAAAAUAAAAAAACAACACUUAACACUUUUGAGAGCUUUGAUGGUCUUUGCUUGAGUCAAAAUGGUUAAAGAAGUGGUCUUUGUGACUGGAAAUUCGAACAAGUUAAAGGAAGUCGUCUCCAUUCUCUCGGGACCCAGUUUUGACUCACAGGCUUCUGUUAAUGUCGUAGGCCAUUACAAGAUUGUGAAUCAAUCUUUGGAUUUAGAUGAGGUGCAGGGCACUAUAUCUGAAGUAACAAUAAAGAAAGCCCAACAAGCUGCAAAUUGGAUUAAUAAACCGGUUUUGGUUGAGGACACUGCUUUGGUUUUCAAUGCCUUUUACGGGGAAAACAAUGGUGUCAAUGAUUUGCCUGGUCCUUAUAUCAAGUGGUUUUUGAAAAAUUUAGGUCUAACUGGUUUGAUCAAUUUGCUAUACAAAUUCGAUGAUAAAUCUGCUAAGGCUAUUUGCACUUUUGGCUAUUGCGAGGGUCCAAAUCAACCUGUUUUAUUGUUCCAGGGCAUCACUGAAGGUAUUAUAGUUGAUAAACCUAGAGGCCCAACAGAUUUUGGGUGGGACCCUAUUUUCCAACCUGUUGGUUUUAAUGAAACUUAUGCUGAACUAGAUAAGAAAGUUAAAAACUCUAUAAGUCAUAGAUUCAAAGCUUUAGAUAAAGUGAAAGAUUUUUUUCUCAAUAAUUAAUUGUUUGAUUCUAGUGUAAACAAAGUACAUAUAAAUUUACGCAUACAUAUUUACACAUAUAUAUUUAUAUAAAUGAAUGAAUAAAUGAAUGGAUAGAUAAACGAGUA
Ascoidea rubescens DSM 1968 is the source of this 800-nucleotide messenger RNA. RefSeq names its product nucleoside triphosphate pyrophosphohydrolase HAM1 (gene HAM1). Gene Ontology annotation, biological process: nucleoside triphosphate catabolic process. The transcript has a single exon. The record is from RefSeq and is a predicted model, not a curated record. Lineage: Eukaryota; Fungi; Ascomycota; Saccharomycetes; Ascoideales; Ascoideaceae. The coding region runs from base 76 to 693 and encodes 205 amino acids. Gene Ontology annotation, molecular function: nucleoside triphosphate diphosphatase activity. Gene Ontology annotation, cellular component: cytoplasm.